Lactuca sativa (garden lettuce) is the source of this 1376-nucleotide messenger RNA. RefSeq names its product myosin-2. The record is from RefSeq and is a predicted model, not a curated record. Gene Ontology annotation, molecular function: protein binding. Lineage: Eukaryota; Viridiplantae; Streptophyta; Magnoliopsida; Asterales; Asteraceae.
UAAAAGUCCAAAUCCCAUGAAGCAUAAACUGAGCCAAGUUUUAAGCUUUUAAUGUCCCAUCAUCUCCCUUCUAAUAUUCUCUCAUACAUAAAAGAAAUAAACUUCUAAAAUCUCAAAAAAAUGGCCACUUUGAGUACCCUGGAACUCAUGCUUCAUGAAAUUCAAAACCAAGAAAAUAUUGGUGAUCAUGGAGGGAUGCCUGUGUUACCACAACGCCCCGUCUCUAAAGCUCGAAUACCAACCCGGAGAACUAGAAGGGCAAUCUUGUCAUUUCAUUUGCAAGAGUUUGGUGGCAAGAAGAAGGAAGAGUUUGUUGAUGGCAGCCCUGGUCUUAGUAAGAACAAUGAAGAUGAAAAAGAAAAGAGUAUAAUCAUAAUACAAAAAUGUUUUCGUGGAUACCUAGCACGCCUCCAAUAUUACAAGCUCACGGAAGGGAUUAUUACGCUUCAAUCAUUUGUUCGUGGCGAAAAUGCAAGAAGAGAGUUCAAAAAAUGGUCAAAAAUGCCCACACAAACACAUGUUAAUCAAGAGUUCGUGUGGAAACCAUUAAGGAACAGGGAGACAACUAUCGUAUAUUUGCAAUCUGUGGUUCGAGAUUGGUUAAGUCGAAGGCACCCUAAUUAUAUGCAAAAUGCAUCCAGUGAGAACAUGAAUGACGCAAACAACCUACACAACGAUAACAUAGAAAACGAGGAACAUAUCUCGGUGUCAGAACCUUAUAUCCGUGACCUUCAACGACAAGUAUUGAGAACAGAGGCCGCCUUACGCCACAAGAAACGUGAAAACUCCCUAUUGGCGCUCCAAAUUCAACAAAUCGAUUCAAAAUGGGAGUUACACAAGGCUGAGAUGAGCUUGAAGGAGAAAACAUGGCAAGACGAGUUCACCUCUAUUCAAAUGAGCUUAGCUGCAACUCGAGAAAGAACAAAAAGCGAAAUCAUUCAUUUCCCCCAAAACCCUAGUCGACGACACGACAAUGGCAAAAUAGAUCUUACAAUUAGACAGAUACUUGAGCUGCAAGAAAACGAUUUUAGUUUUCGCAUGCACAAUAUACAUAAUUUUGAAAAGUGUCAAAAACAAGAGCUUAGAAAGUUGAAGGGUCGAUUCAAGUCAUGGAAAAAAGAGUUCAAAGCUCGAUUACAAGAUGUAAAGAAAACAAUUAAUAGAUUUGAUGAGGCUGGUAGGACAAAAAAAGUACAUAAAAGAUGUUGGGUGGCUUAGUUUAUCCAAAAGAUUCAAAUCAUAAUCACACAUAUAUACAUACCAUUACAAGUUAAAGAAGAAAAAUUAAUUUCUCUUUAAAGAAUUGUCCUUUCCAAUACUUUUGAUAUUUCCCUUUUAGACUUUGGAAUUCAAGCCCAUAUAUAUUGUAUAUUGAA